AUUUUUACCGCCUGGGUGUGGGCGGAGCGGAGGAACGCACAACCAGGAAGACAGAUGGGACCAGUCUAACGUUAAAAAGUCUCUGUGUAAAUACUCGGACUUUUACACUGACUACCGCUUUAUGGCACGUACAUUUUAAAGCGGUAACAGCAAAAAAAAAAAACCAAAACUUUUCUACACUGACAUCCUAUUCUGUCCAGAGUUGAAUUUCUACACUGUCGCAAAGGUGACGAAACGCCUUUUUGUGGACGCACAACAGCUCAGCAACGUUGCCUCAUGAGAAUACCAGGUCCUUUCAGGGUUCUAGUUGUGCUUCUGCUGGUGGUGCUGUCAUGGCUGGUGGGCAGCGCACUCUUCGGAGGCGAAAGUGGUUCGCCCUUGAUUAAUUUCUUCACUGGAAAGAGAGGUGCGAGUGUGGAGCCAACCUCUGCAGAAACUCGUCCUCGAAAGUAUAAAUGUGGACUAUCAGCUCCCUGUCCCCCGAAACAUUUGGCGUUCCGCCUAGUGUCUGGUGCUGCCAAUGUAAUUGGCCCCAAAAUCUGCCUGGAGGACAAAAUAUUGGUGAGCAGUGUGAUGAACAAUGUUGGCCGGGGACUCAACAUAGCUUUGGUUAAUGGGGUCACUGGAGAACUCAUGGAGUCCAAGAGCUUUGAUAUGUGGGCAGGAGAUAUUACGGUGCUGUUGAAGUUUCUCCGGGUGCUCCACGAGGGAACGCUGGUGUUGGUGGCCUCCUGGGAUGAUGCAGCUACCAAGAUGGACGACGAGGCUCGACGACUUUUUGAGGAGCUGGGAAGUUCUGUGGCAAAGAAGUUGGCCUUCAGAGACACCUGGGUGUUUGUUGGGGCAAAGGGCAUCGAAAAUAAGACGCCUUUUGAACAGCUUAUGAAAAACAACAAAAACACCAACAAAUAUGAAGGCUGGCCUGAGUCUCUGGAGAUGGAUGGCUGUAUUCCCCUCAGGCCGCCAGGAGCCAGACCACUUGAACAAGAAGGGGUGUAGAAAGUGAAGGACCAACUGAGAGACUUUAAUCAGGUUUUCAGGUCAUGUGACCGUUUUUGUUGUCCUUACCGUUGCACAGACGUGUACAGACUUCAGAGGUUGCCAUGAAACUUGCCAUAUUUGCUGCAUCCACCGAUGGGGUUUUUUUGUCUGUCGUUUUCUGUGACCUGGUUUUGACUUGUAAUUUGAGGGAAGUAGAGGCCAAAUAUUUCCUGAACGUGUGGCUGAUAAUACCAACAUCACCAGUUUCACUGCAAAGUACUGCAUGUAGGAUUUAGUAAUAUCAUGCAGUAAUAUGUUACAUGUAGAACUCUGAAAGUGUUCAGUUUGUCCUCAUAGGCGUGAACCGAAAACCACUGUUUAAUUGUUAUAAUUAAUAACAAUUAGAAAGAUUUUACUUAAACAAUAAAAUUAUUUUACAUUCUAUUUCUGCCCAUAGAAAUGAAAUAUAAAAUAGUUUCCCUUAAAUGUUACACUGUAGAUCUAGAACAGCACAAUGUAAAUAUUUAAGGUACUUGAAAUCUGACAUUUUAUUUUGAAAUUAAUUCAUAUUUUAUUCUGUUAACAUAAAAUAUGCUGUGAUGUUAAUGUGCACUGUUGUUAUUGUCUUAGGACUUGACUUUUAGAACUUGGUGAUUGCCAGAUGUUUACUGUGUCUUCUGAUAGUUUGGCCUUAAUCAAAUUAUUUUUAUCAUCAAGUCACAGCCUGACAAUUGUGUAGAUUUGCCAAAACACUGCCAAAGGCAUUUAUCAAGUGAAGGGUUUGUUUAAAAGAAUGGUCUAAAAAUAGUGGUUAUUUAUAUUUUUGGGUUCUUUUUUUAUUUUUGCUCAAAAUUGAAUGUAUAAUUCCUGGCAUUCAUCAAGCCAAACACGUAGAAAGUUUGUGACAUAUACAAUUAAAAGUUUAUUUAUGUUUUGUUAAAGGUAAGAUGUGUGUUACAGAUUUUCUAUCAAGACUAAGUUUGUGAGUGUACAGUGACAACGUUAAUAAAUAAAGAAAAAAUAUUUGGUUA
Cynoglossus semilaevis (tongue sole) is the source of this 2012-nucleotide messenger RNA. RefSeq names its product FAM3 metabolism regulating signaling molecule A (gene fam3a). The transcript has 10 exons. The coding region runs from base 277 to 999 and encodes 240 amino acids. The record is from RefSeq and is a predicted model, not a curated record. Lineage: Eukaryota; Metazoa; Chordata; Actinopteri; Pleuronectiformes; Cynoglossidae.